Talaromyces marneffei is the source of this 2619-nucleotide messenger RNA. RefSeq lists its product as uncharacterized. Gene Ontology annotation, biological process: protein import into nucleus. Gene Ontology annotation, molecular function: nuclear import signal receptor activity; small GTPase binding. The record is from RefSeq and is a predicted model, not a curated record. The transcript has 7 exons. Lineage: Eukaryota; Fungi; Ascomycota; Eurotiomycetes; Eurotiales; Trichocomaceae. Gene Ontology annotation, cellular component: cytoplasm; nucleus. The coding region runs from base 1 to 2619 and encodes 872 amino acids.
AUGAACGUUACUCAGGUGUUGGAGGGUACCCUGUCGCCGGAUGCGAAUACGCGUCAGGGCGCCGAGCAGCAGUUGAUUCACGCUGCUGAGGUUGAUUUCCCCGCCUACCUCAUCACACUCUCCGAAGCCCUCGCCAACGAAGAAUCCCCCAGCCACAUCCGUAUCUCUGCUGGUCUCGCUCUCAAAAACUCCCUCACAUUUAGAGAUGUCACUAGGCUGCGGGAAGUCCAAGCCCGAUGGGCCCAACAAGUGCCCCCCCAGACCAAAGCACAAGUAAAAGCGCUUACGUUGCAGACAUUAGGCGCCAAAGAUGUUCGUGCCGGUCACUCGGCCGCCCAGGUCGUUACGUCCAUCGCUACAAUCGAAUUACCUCGAGGCGAAUGGCCGGAGUUGAUGCAGGCCUUGGUGCAGAAUGUGGGUAGUGGAUCGGAUGCGCUUAAGCAGAAUUCAUUGGCGACUCUAGGUUUCAUCUGUGAGGAGCGGGAUGCUGAUAUGCGCACUGCCUUGGCUGGAAGCUCCAAUGCCAUCUUGACCGCUGUCGUGCAGGGUGCUCGUCGCGAGGAGGCGAAUGCCGACGUCCGAAUUGCUGCUUUGCAGGCUCUUGCGGACGCAACUGAUUUUAUUGGUAGUAACAUGGGCAAUGAAGGAGAGCGGAAUUAUAUUAUGCAGGUGGUCUGUGAGGCUACCCAGGCUGAAGAUACCCGAAUCCAGGCAGGUGCUUUCGGUUGUCUUAACCGUAUCAUGGCCAGUUACUAUGAUAAGAUGCGUUUCUAUAUGGAGAAGGCCCUCUUCGGGCUUACAAUUAUGGGUAUGCGACACGAUGAGGAGGAUGUCGCCAAGCUUGCUAUUGAGUUCUGGUGCACCGUUUGCGAGGAGGAGAUUACUAUUGAGGAUGAUAAUGCUGCGGCUCCAGAGCCGUCGAUGUUCCGGCCGUUCUUCAACUUUGCUAGAAUCGCUUGCCGUGAGGUCGUUCCCGUGCUGCUUAAGCUCAUGACGAAACAAGAUGAAGAUGCCACCGAUGACGAGUACAAUGUUUCCCGCGCUGCCUACCAAGCACUUCAACUCUAUGCUCAGUGCGUGCAGGGAGAUAUCAUCCAGCCUGUUCUCACCUUUGUUGAAGAGAACAUCAAGAGCGAGGACUGGCACAACCGGGAUGCUGCCGUUGCCGCUUUCGGUGCUAUUAUGGAUGGUCCUGAGAUUGAUGUCUUGGAGCCUCUCGUCAAGCAAGCCCUUCCGGUUCUGCUGGGUAUGAUGAAUGACCAAUCUGUCAUCGUCCGCGACUCUACGGCGUUUGCCCUUGGCAAGAUCUGCGAAGCUUGCCCUACUGGCGUCGAUGUCGAUGUUCAUCUUCAGCCUCUCAUUGCCGCUCUGUUCGGUGGUUUGGCUAGCACCCCCAAGAUUGCUGGCUCUUGCUGCUGGGCUCUUAUUAGCAUUGCCGAGAACUUUUCACUACAAGGUGAUGGUUCGACGAAUCCUUUGUCGAAACACUUUGAAGAGAGCAUUAAGUCUUUGCUUGCUCUCACUGAGCGACACGACACCGAUAACCAGCUUCGUACUGCUGCAUAUGAAGUCGUGAACGCAUGGGUUACCAACUCAGCCAAUGAUAGUCUUCCAAUGGUUGCCAGUCUAUCUGAUGUGAUCCUCCAGCGUCUUGAGCAGACCGUGACUCUCCAGCAACAAGUUGUUAGCGUCGAGGACCGAAUUGCUUUGGAAGAGAUGCAAUCCAGCUUAACUGUCGUUCUUUUGGCCAUUGUGCAACGCCUCGAGGGCGAGAUUAAACCCCAAGCAGACCGCAUCAUGCACACUUUGCUCCAGGUUCUCUCUACUUUGCCUCCCAAGUCUAGUGUGCCAGAUAUCGUCUUCGCUGCCGUUGGUGCGGUCGCUAGCGCUUUGGAGGAGGACUUCCUCAAAUACAUGGAAUCAUUCUCGCCAUUCCUGUAUAAGGCUCUCCAGAACCACGAAGAACCCGGUCUCUGCGCCAUUGGUGUUGGCUUGGUUGGUGACAUCACCCGUGCUUUGAACGAGAAGGUGCAGCCUUUCUGCGACACAUUCAUGAACCAGAUGUUGAGCAUUUUGACAAACAGCGGUCUUCGGGAUACACUCAAACCCGCCGUUCUCGUCACCUUUGGAGAUAUUGCACAGGCUAUUGGCGUACACUUCCAGACCUAUCUGUCUGUUGUCGCCCAGGUCCUUCAGCAAGCUUCCAGUGUCACACUCGCCAACGAUGUUGACGCUGACACCGUGCAAUAUGUUAUCUCCCUCCGUGAGGGUAUCAUGGACUCUUGGGGUGGUAUCCUCUUGGCCUACAAGGGAACUCCUCAGAUUGCCGCUCUUCAACCCUAUGUUGAGCCUAUCUUCCAGCUCCUUCACCUCAUCUCUACAGAUAGCCAGCGUAGUGAAGGCUUGAUGCGUUCGACUAUGGGAGUUCUUGGUGACAUCGCUGACUCAUUCCCCAAUGGCGAGUUUGCUGCCUUCUUCCGCAACGACUGGGUUACAACAUUUGUUCGUGACGUUCGCACAAACCCUCAUUAUAGUCAGCGCACUCUCGAUACCGCUCGCUGGGCACGUGAGCAAGUCAAGCGCCAGAUCAACCUUGCCACUGCCGCUGCUAUGUCUUGA